UUGACUUUGCUUUUAAAUAUUUUAAUUUGUAAUAAGAAAAAAACAGUGAAAUAUAGUUUAUAUUGAAACUCAACUUGAGGACUCGCUGCUCUCUAUGGAGCGUGAGCAGCAUUUGUGAGUGUCGUCAAGGUCGGUCAGCUGGUUUUAGGACAAUCGUAAUAGAACAAGUGGUGUGGAGGCUAAGAACGUGAACGAGAACGAAAACAACAAUUGCAGCAGCUGCUGCAUUUGACGGCAGGCCAAACAGAUUAUUCUUCUCAGAGAUCCCAGAUCCAGAUAACGAUUCACUCCAUUUGAGACCGAAAGAAAGAGCAAGAUGCGUUCCCGUAGCAAUUCCGGCGUCCGUCUGGACUACUAUCAGCGGAUUGUGCAUCGCUUAAUAUUGGCGCACCAGGAGCCGGUAACUGGCCUAUUUCCAGCUUCGAAUGUUAAUUCACAUGCCUGGAUCCGAGACAAUGUCUAUUGCAUCUUGGCUGUUUGGGGCCUUUCGAUGGCCUAUAAAAAGAUUGCCGAUCAGGACGAAGAUCGCGCCAAAUGCUAUGAGCUCGAACAGAGCUGUGUCAAGCUUAUGCGGGGCCUUCUGAUGGCAAUGAUGAACCAAAAGGACAAAGUUGAGAAAUUCAAGAUGACCCAAAGUCCCUACGAUUCUCUGCAUGCUAAGUAUUCAAGCAAAAAUGGCUUGCCAGUAGUCGGAGACAGAGAAUGGGGCCAUCUACAGAUCGAUGCCGUGUCCCUGUAUCUACUAAUUCUUGCCCAGAUGACGGCAUCUGGACUGCAAAUUGUUUUCUCACUGGAUGAAGUGUCAUUCAUACAAAAUUUGGUAUUCUAUAUAGAAUCAGCUUACUCUAUACCCGAUUAUGGUAUUUGGGAGCGUGGCGACAAGACAAAUCAUGGUGAGCCUGAGCUGAAUGCCAGCUCCAUUGGCAUGGCAAAGGCAGCUUUGGAGGCAAUGAAUGAAUUGGAUUUAUUUGGAGCCCGUGGCGGUCCGGCCAGUGUUAUCCAUGUGCUGGCAGAUGAGGCCCACAAAUGUCAGGCUGUGCUUCAAUCAAUGUUGCCGCGUGAGUCGAACAGCAAGGAAUUGGAUUCUGGUCUCCUGUGUGUCAUUGGCUUCCCUGCAUUUGCUGUGGACGAUGCCCAGCUAAUUCACAACACCAAGGAUGCCAUUCUCUGCCGCCUGCAGGGAAAAUAUGGUUGUAAACGUUUUCUACGCGAUGGCUAUCGCACCCCUAAAGAGGAUCCCUCUCGCCUCUACUAUGAACGCUGGGAAUUACGAAUGUUUGAGAAUAUCGAGUGCGAAUGGCCACUUUUCUAUUGCUACCUGAUCCUCUUUCAUGCCUUCCAAAACGAUAAACGUUCAGUUCAGGAGUAUGCUGAUCGUCUCGAAAAGAUAAUGGUUCGAUCGGAAGAUGGUAUAUUGCUUGUUCCAGAGAGUUAUGCUGUGCCGCAGGAUCUGGUGGGAUUUGAAUACCAAAAACCUGGCUCUCAAGCCAGAGAAGUUGUUGGACGUUGUCCCUUUUUGUGGGGUCAAUCCCUCUUUAUAUUGGGCAGACUUUUGCAAGAAGGCUUCUUGGCCGUUGGUGAAUUGGAUCCCCUGAAUCGUCGUCUGGGUGCUCAAAAGAAACCGGAUGUUGUUGUCCAGGUUGUAAUUAUAGCCGAGGACAAUGAGAUUCGUGACAAAUUAGCCGAACAUGAUUUGCAUGUUCAGACAAUUGCUGAAGUUGCUCCCAUCGAGGUACAACCAGCCCGAGUGCUAAGUCAUUUGUAUACCUAUUUGGGUAGGAAUCGCAAGUUGGGCUUAAGUGGACGCAAAUCCCGGGAUGUGGGCAUCUUGAGUACCAGUAAAUUGUAUUCGCUCAAGGAUCGUAUUUUUGCCUUUACCCCGCAGCAUAUCGACUAUGAAGAAUACUACACAACACGUGAUCCCGAUUUGCUUGCUAGCAAUUUUACAACAAAUUUAGCAUUCUUGACCAACAAUUGGCGUCAUAUGUUGGGCAGGCCGACAAUCACAUUAAUGGCUACGCAUUAUAUGCUAGAUCAAGAUCGUAUACCAUUGGCCAUGAUACAAACGAUGAGAAAACUAAAAUCUGGCUAUAUCAAUGGAACACGUGUCAUGUUGGGCAAUUUAAAGGACUUUCUGAAUACCUCAGCCAUUACGGAUUUGAGUUUUCUGGGCAGCACCGAGGAUGGCUAUCCAGAUCGUUUGCAUCCCGAUGUCCAGACCUAUCUCGAUGAGCAUCUAUUGCGUUCGUUUAGUAAUCGCAAUACAAUGAAUUUACGUGGUGGCCAAUUGCGUCCACGUACUCUGCGACGUCGUAUGUCAUGCAAGGGAGCCAUCAAGAAGACCCGUUCCAUAAAUGUUGAUUCUGAUAAUCUGGGCAUGGAGGGUCCCUCCCCACUGACAGAACGUCGCUUAUCCUCCAUAGUUCCUCCACCUUGGCUGCAGGCCAAUAAACAGAACCAUGUCAGUGUUUUUGCCACCACACCAGAAGAGGGGCCCACCUCGCCACCACAAUUGGGCGGUGAAUUGAUACGUGAGAAUAUCUAUCCUGUGGAUCCGCAUCAUGGACGUUUGGCCGUCGACAGGCGCAGCGAAUUUGUGCGACAACAAGAGAUAACUGUGCCCAAAAUUCUAAUUCAACGCCAUCGUGCGGAAACAAAUUUCGCGGAAACAGAGGUCGAAGAGCUAAUCGCUAUGCUACGCGAAACAGAGAAUCUCGAGGAGCAAGGCGAUAUUCUACAAUUUUUGGUCGAUACACAAGGAUUGGAUUUCAAUACAGCUGGCCUGGGUUUUAAGCAUAAAAGCGGCGACAAUGAUAAUAAUAAUGCUGCUGUGGAACUCGAGCAAACAUUUCUGGAUGAAGUUGUGCUCGAACUGGCUGGUGGUGGGACGUGUGGUGGUGGUGGUAGUGGUGCUGCUGGUGCUUCAUCCUCAUCUACGUCGCCUACAUCUUCUGCUUCUGCUGUCAUGCCCAAAGUGAUUAUCGAUGCCGCCUCCUCACCCACAACAGCCACAGCUAACGAUGAGAAUGAGAAGAAUAACAAAGUGACCGCCGCCACCGCCACCAAUUCUGCCACCGCUAGCAACAAUAAUCAGAACAACACAAGCUCGAAUAACAACAACGAUUCUUCUCAAUCUGAAGGCAUGCUAGAGGAGGGACGUGUCGUCACCGUACGGGAUCUUCUGAAGGGUCUCUAUGAGAAAGCCUGCCAGCAGAAGCUAUGGGGCUUGGUCCGCCAUACAGCUGGCAUGUUGGGCAAACGUGUCGAGGAUUUGGCCAAAGCGGUAACCGAUCUAUUGGUGCGCCAGAAGCAAGUAACUGUGGGAAUGCCGCCAAACAAUGAGCAUACAAUAACCGCUCCCCUGCCCGAGGGUGAGCUACGUCAGUUGAUACACGAUGCUUAUGGCGAUGAUGAGAGUACAGCCAUGUUGACACAAGAGUUAAUGGUCUAUCUGGCCAUGUUUAUACGGACCGAGCCGCAACUGUUUCAUGAGAUGUUACGCCUGCGUGUUGGCCUCAUCAUUCAGGUUAUGGCCAAGGAGCUGUCGCGUACCCUUAACUGUGACGGUGAGGCAGCAUCGGAACAUCUACUUAAUCUCUCGCCAUUCGAGAUGAAGAAUCUGCUCUAUCAUAUACUCAGCGGCAAAGAGUUUGCCGUCAGCAGCGUUGCUCGUGGCAAUCUUUCGAUUGUGAGUUGCAAAAGCAGUCGCGUUAGUAAGAAAAGCCAAAUUGGUCUGGGUGAUCCAGAGGGUGAGGAUGCUCUUAUAGCCACUAUUGAUGAUAGGCAAGGUCAGUGGUUGCGUCGACGUCGUCUCGAUGGUGCAUUGAAUCGAGUGCCCAGAGAUUUCUACUCACGCGUGUGGACGGUCUUGGAGAAAUGUCAGGGCUUGGCCAUCGAGGGACGUGUUUUGCAACAGAGCCUUACCCAGGAAAUGACGCCGGGUGAAUUAAAGUUUGCCCUAGAAGUGGAAACGGCCUUGAAUCAAAUACCACAGCCAGAGUAUCGUCAACUUGUGGUUGAGGCCCUAAUGGUUCUUACCCUGGUCACUGAGCACAAUAUGGUGCCAUCUUUGGGUGAUGUUAUCUAUGUGGAGCAUUUGGUGCACAAGGCCAACCAAUUAUUCCUCGAGGAUCAACGCAAGGUGCAAGGCGAUGCCACUCUAUGCUGUGCCAAGCUCAAGGACGGCAAGGAACAACAACAGGCGGCAUCUGGCAUGUUGCUCUGUGGUGGAGCUGCCUAUAUAUGUCAGCAUCUGUACGAUAGUGCUCCCAGCGGCAGCUAUGGCACCAUGACCUACAUGUCCCGUGCUGUAGCCCAUGUACUCGACUGUGUGCCUAAGCAUGGUGAAAUGGAGUGUGCCAUUUCGUAAACUCUUCUUCGGCGCCUCACUUAAUCGUUACUGGAUACUUUCUCUCUUUAUCUCUCACACGCGCACAUACUCACUCAGUCUCUCUGUCCCUCUCUCGAUCGUAUGUCAGAGAAAUACCCCCCAAAACCCAUCCCCACCCCAUCUCCUCCUGUAUAUAUAUUUCUAUUUGUUUAUGACUUAAAUAUUUUUGUUUUAUUUAUGCAAUCUUGAUGGCCAAAAAAAAAAAACAAACUAAAAGAACAGACAAAGUUAAUUUCUAAUGUCUCUUAACAUAUACAUAUAUAUGUAUAUAUAUUAUCUCCCCAAAUCCUCCCCUAUAGUCUUCAAGAAUGUCAAAUUUCUGCUAUGUUUCGGCUAAUAAUUGUUUGUUUUAUUUUUAUUAUUAUUUUUUCUUAAUUUUUUUUAACGUUUUCAUUGUAAAGAAAGAGAAAUUAAUUGUAAAACAGAAUUUACAAUAAAGAAUUGUUUUUUUUUUUUGCAGUGUUGAAACCAAAACCGAACCAUUUGGUAUUAAAUAAAUUAAUACUUUACCGUUACGAGAAAAUAAAAAAAAAAAAAAAACAUAAAAAUAGCAACAAUAUUAACUUUAAGAAUUUUGAGAUUUUAGUUAAAAAAGAAAAUAUUCAAAUAUAUAUAUUAAAAUUAUUAACACAA
Molecule: messenger RNA, 5023 nt
Organism: Drosophila willistoni
Lineage: Eukaryota; Metazoa; Arthropoda; Insecta; Diptera; Drosophilidae
Product: probable phosphorylase b kinase regulatory subunit alpha
Exons: 13
Coding region: 317-4369 (1350 amino acids)
Biological process (GO): glycogen metabolic process
Cellular component (GO): phosphorylase kinase complex
Molecular function (GO): calmodulin binding
Source: RefSeq, a predicted model, not a curated record